AUGUCCUCCUCCUCCUCCUCAACAGAGUGCGAGCAGGCCUUUCUGGAUGCAGUCCACCACGUCUUCACUAACUGGACUGCUCUCACUCUCGCGAGGGAUAACUGUGACUGCAAUCCUAGGGAGGCCUCACAGCGUAUCGAGAACAUCGCAGAGUCGGUGAUUGCUGAUCUACGGGCUGGUGGAGCGAAAUUGUCUAGUGAGAACAGCGAUCAAGUAGCCAAGUUGGCUGAUAGGCUCUUCGAGAUGAUCGCCAACAGCUUUCAAAUGGUACUAGAGGACGGCUCUGAUGAGGAUGUAGCUUAUAUGCUCAUCCGACUGUGGGAAUCGUGUAGUCGAGGGGAUCUUGGGGUGGCCAGAGAGGUCGUCAAUGCUACACAGGAUCGUGAUCAAUCUAAAGUCUUGGAGCAGUGUGCUGAGGAAGGACAAGGUGAGGCUGAUAAUGAGGAAGAGGAGGAGGAGGAAGUCCCUUUGGCUGAGCAAGAGGGUCAGCAUAAGGAGCCUGAGGUGGAUGAGGAUGGCUUCCAGACUGUGACUAGAGGUCGUCGCCGUCGAUAG
This is a messenger RNA of Perkinsus marinus ATCC 50983, 555 nucleotides long. Its product is annotated as Pre-rRNA-processing protein TSR2, putative. Gene Ontology annotation, cellular component: nucleus. The transcript is spliced from 5 exons. Gene Ontology annotation, biological process: maturation of SSU-rRNA from tricistronic rRNA transcript (SSU-rRNA, 5.8S rRNA, LSU-rRNA). The record is from RefSeq and is a predicted model, not a curated record. Lineage: Eukaryota; Perkinsozoa; Perkinsida; Perkinsidae. Bases 1 to 555 code for a protein of 184 amino acids.